Molecule: messenger RNA, 3588 nt
Organism: Trematomus bernacchii (emerald rockcod)
Lineage: Eukaryota; Metazoa; Chordata; Actinopteri; Perciformes; Nototheniidae
Product: un-named hu7912
Exons: 2
Coding region: 248-3442 (1064 amino acids)
Biological process (GO): cell-cell junction organization
Cellular component (GO): plasma membrane; apical junction complex
Source: RefSeq, a predicted model, not a curated record
CCUCCAUCACACACAAACACACGUACACACACGCGAAACCAAGAGUGCGAGAGCAUCGUCGGGUGAAGACAACAUGUAGGCAGGAUGAGGGACGAGUGCUUUGCUCCGGGAGACUCACAGCAGGUGCGGUAGGAGAGAAGCUGCUCCUCGCAGGGAACAAGCUCCACCAUGUCCCCCGCAUCCGAUCUGCUCACUGGCGAGGAGGUUGUGUUGAUCUUGAAUCACAGUGAAUGGAGGUUACUUUAAGAUGACAAGAACACAUCCCCCAGAUAUACUGGCAUCAACUCUAUAUCAGGACUUCUCUAAUCCCAUCACCAACCACACCUUUUCUGUCCACUCCUCCCAGCAAUGUGACUUGAAGAUGAUCGACAAACCAGAAAUCAUUAACAAAAGACACUGCCGCAGCUUUGACUUCAUUGAGUCACUGGAUGACCCACAGUCCCUCUCUUCAUCAAUGGAGUACCCUUACAAGAGGACUGAGAAUCCGACAUUACAUAAAGACCAAAUGUGGAAUGGAAUAGAUCAACCGGGGUACCUGCGCUUUUCGUCUCCCGAUCUGUUCAACACCAGGCAGUUCCAGCAGCAAACCACCCAGGACAAAACAAGCAAUCCUACAUGGUCAGACUCUAAAAAGAGAACAAGAUCUAGAAGUGCUCCAAGAAUUAAGUCCACCCUCACUCCUGUGCCCAUCUCAGUGUCUCCUCCCAGAGACAGGAACGGGAGGGAUGCGUCUCAGGCUGCGUCAGAUACCUUGAGGACUUCUGAAACACAUAGAGAAUCCUUCUCUUCAAAUAAGGCUUUUUUGAAUGAGGUGCACCCUAUCAAACUGCAGCCUCAGUCUCCUCUCUAUGUCUCAGACUGUUUUGAUGGGAAUAAACCAGAUAAACCAGCUAUAACCCCUCAUGUCAGGUGCCGUGUGGACAUUAAACCGGACGCUGCUGUACUGCAGCAUACAUCUAGGCAGGUUCCCAAUGCACGGACUGAUCAUCCUUGGCAGAGAUUCUCCCAGGCCAGUAGCAGUAGAGGUUUGUAUGUACCUCGACAGAUUGUCUCCUCUCCAACGCCCACUCCUAGCGAAUGCUACAGUGGAGAUUUUAGACAAGGAUACCACUAUACCACCAGUAUGUCUCCCAUCUCAUACCAGCAUCUAGACAUGCAAAGAAUGCCUUCACCAACAGCACCAUAUCUGAGUCAGGAACAAAGAGCUUACUCAAAUCCUAAUAUACCAACUAAGUUCUUCUAUACCGAGGACCCUGUUCGGUAUCCUGUCCAUCCCUACUCUAGAGCAUACAUUCAGGAUGACCGGUCCAGUCUAACCAGCCAUGGUAGUACAGUCACUAGUCAGUAUGAUCCAAGGACUCGAUGGGUGCACACCCUUCCUGUCAGGUCCUAUUUCACAGAAAACGUUUCUAACAGAGAGCCAGCACACUCUGUAUAUAAUAGGCCUUACUCCACAAGUGAGGCAGGAUCAUACUUUUCUCAAACUCCACUGUCUAGAUCUUACUAUGGAGAGGAGAACCGGUUCGAUCCCUACCAUAUGAGUAACUCAAGGUUGUUUUAUUCAAAACCGUGCUCUCCUGAGGAGCAGUACUAUCCACCAAGGCCAUACCAUACGGAGGGUCGUCGACGCCCGCGAAUGUCGCAGGCCUUUUCAGAUGACUGGUAUCGCUCAAGUAUAUCUGGUUACUCUAACCAGUCUUCUCAGCUCACACCACCAAGAGUUAGGCAAGACCCCAGUAUUCCUCCGUGGUUUACUAACAGCUGUUCGGAGACAAGUAAACUAGGAGCAGAGGUCAAAAACCACUCAAAGUCUUGGGACAAUAUUCUAUAUCCACGGCACGAAAGGGAGCAAUCAGUGCCUCGUGGACGGAGCUAUGAAAACCUGUUUCAUCAAGCAAAGCAAGCACCAUCCUUUGAUGUGACAUCACAGCCUGUUAUUCUUAACCUCUCAAGUUCACCAAGGCGCUAUGCUGCCCUUUCGCUCUCUGAAAGCUCUUUAGAAAGGGGCUCAAGCAAUCCGUGGAGGAAUACCAAGAGCGGCCACUGGUUUGUAACUCCUGAGAUCACCAUAACAGAUAAUGACAUAUCUGCCGGCAGAAAGCGGCGAGAUGUGCACACUGUCAGCUGGGAUAUGUUGGACGGUGAAAAGAAACCAUCUCAGAGAGUAUCGCCUCCUAAGCAGCAACAAAAUACACCUGACAUAACCAAAGAGAGGAAACACAACAACUUCUCCCUCCAGCAGAGUCUAGAGCAACUGGACGAACUCUUAGCUGAUUUGGUGAUUGAUUACAAACCACCAACUAGCAGAAAAUCAAGCGUUGACCUUUUAGACCAGCUGAAACAACUCAUUACUGAAGAUGACGGCAAAGACAGGGACUCUUCUGGUAUUGAAAACUUCAACUCACAACUCCCAUCCUCCAAAUCCAGCCCAGACACACUCAAAGACCUUGAUAGUGGAUGUGAUGCUUUUCAAAGGAGUGCAGAAGAAUGUUCUCCAGACCAUAGCACAGAUGAAGACGACACUAUGGUGUGCGCUAACAAAAAGUGCAACCGGGUUGAGAGUAUGUUCAAUGCCUGCUUGUACUUCAAAUCAUGCCACAGUUGCUACACAUUUUACUGUUCACGAAACUGUCGCAGGGAUGAUUGGGAGAUCCAUAAAGAGACCUGUCUGUAUGGCCGGGUGACCAGCGUGUGCCGCCACUCUCUUAAGUUCUGCAGAGAGAAUUCAGAGAUCCACAAAGCCUUCUCUCGCGUUGCUAAAGCUGGCUACCUGUCCAGGGGGAGAGGAGUUCUGUUUCUGGGUUUUGCUAAUCCAGAGACCGCUGACAACUUCCUCCAAGUGGGGCUUGAGAGCCUCCUCAUGUCUCCCACAUACUUAUCUCUCAGAGAGCUGGAUGGCUUUAAGGACAACCUAGGCGAAUACUGCAAGGAUCUGCAGCUGGCAGGUAAUGAGUAUGACCCCAAUGAAUGUUUCCUUCUGAAUGUAUCUGUAGCUGUUGGUGAACUAGUGCCUAACAGACCUUCACCAAGGGUCCAAGCACCAACAGUUCGAAAAUAUGCAAAGGUUUCCCUGGCCUCCUCAAGCCCUGACAAAAAGGUACUCAGGAAGGAUAGUGAAAUGGAAACCCUCAUCCUCACUCCGCCUCCAGGCACACCGGACAUUGACAAAGAAGGGGAGAAGGGGAGGAAAGCCAGAGAGGUGUGCUUUGUCAACAUCCAGCGGGAGCUCAGGACGAGAGGAGUCUUCCUCCGACACGAGUACCCCAAAAUCUAUAAUCAGCUGUGUGAGUUUGUGGAGAGCAACAAAAGAUUCACUCCUACUACAAUUUACCCAAUAGAUCGGAGAACAGGUAAACAGUUUAUGUGCAUGAUCAUGGCUGCGUCCGAGCCAAGAACACUGGACUGGGUGGGUACCCCUCACCUCUUGGAUGAUAUUAUAUAGUAGAGCACUAAACCGUAAAGAUUAUGAUGUCAGCAACUGUACAUGCUGUAAAUACAUGGUGUUGUUUAGCAAAUUGGACAUUGAUAUGGGAACAUGUUUAUAUAGUAUGUGAUCAAUCUCUCUUUCUGUCUUCUCUUAUUUCUCUC